Fusarium coffeatum is the source of this 873-nucleotide messenger RNA. RefSeq lists its product as uncharacterized. Bases 1 to 873 code for a protein of 290 amino acids. Gene Ontology annotation, biological process: mRNA splicing, via spliceosome. Gene Ontology annotation, molecular function: RNA binding; zinc ion binding. The transcript has a single exon. Lineage: Eukaryota; Fungi; Ascomycota; Sordariomycetes; Hypocreales; Nectriaceae. The record is from RefSeq and is a predicted model, not a curated record. Gene Ontology annotation, cellular component: precatalytic spliceosome.
AUGUCAGAAUACUGGAAAUCAACACCGAAAUACUGGUGUAAGCACUGCCAAAUCUACGUCCGCGACACAAAACUCGAGCGCCAAAACCACGAAUCCACAGCAAAGCACCAAGGCGCCCUCAAACGUUUCCUACGCGACCUCCACCGCGGCCACGAGCGCGAAGAACGCGAUAAAGAGCGUGCAAAGCAAGAAAUCGCCCGUCUAAAUGGCGUCGUCUCAGGGUCUUCUUCGUCAGCGGCUGGUCCGUCAAGGCCUGCGCCCCGCGCGCCACAACAACAACCCAGCGCACCGACCGAAGCCUCGUUGAAGAAACAGAGGGAACAAUUGGCUGAGAUGGGCGUUGCGAUGCCGAGCGAUUUUAGACCCGAGAUGGCUAUGCCGGGAGAAUGGACGGUUACGAAUACUAGGGUUAUCGAAAAGACGGAGGAGGAUGGGGAUGUUAAAGUUGAGAAGAGGGCGAAUGGGGUGAGGAAGAGGGAGGCGACGGAGGAGGAGAAGGAGGAGGAGAAUGCUAUGCAGAGCUUGUUUAAGAAGCCGAGACGAUGGGGUCGGGAUUCGAAAGCGAUGCCACAAGAGGAUCACGAGCUUGAUGCGCUAUUGAGCGGGUCAACAUUUGUGCCUCGCGCGGUUAAGGAAGAGGCAGUUAAGGAAGAAGAAGAAGAAGAAGAAGAGGAUGUCAAGAAGGAGGUCGAAGGAGAUAUCAAGAAGGAAGACGACGAUACUACGGCGCCGAUCAAAGAAGAGGAGACAACGACUGUCAAGACGGAAGCACCGGACGAACCUCUGAUAAAGCCAGAGCCCGAGGAAGCUGAGUCUGGUGUACAAACGGUGGUGUUCAAGAAGAGAAAGCCCAAGGGAAUUCGACAAAAGUAA